AUGCUACCGCCCGUCGACGAAGCAGUCCUCCAGAGCAACCCCGACUUCGAGCGUCUCUACAAGACCGUCACCACCUCUCUCCUCAACCCCGACGGAUCCUCGAAGAGCAAUGACCCGGCAGCGAAGCGACGCGAUGCCAUACGCGAUGAACUCAGGACGCAUCGCCUCCGAGUAACCAAGGAGCACCUCCUGCGCCGCGCAAUAACCGCCGCGGCAAAAGCAACAUCGAAUCGUGAAGCGAGAGAGCAGCACCAACAGUCACAACCACAACCACAACCUAACCGACGAACCAGAUCCUCACGCCCUCAAUCCCUCACCACAAUAACCACAACCACAACCACCCCACCCCCCGAAAUCCUCGACCUCCUCCUCCUCCUCCCCCCCUUCCUAACCACCGCCCCCACCCUCCCCCCCACCUCCCUCUCCCUCCUCCUCUCGCGCCCCCCCUUCUCCGACCUCCCCACCUUAUUCCCCGCCCUCGCCGCCACCCUAUCCAGCACCCUAACCCGACAAGCCAGCACCCUCGCGCGCGUCCUGAGCCCCAACACCAACCCGUCCUUCAUCCACCGCGCCAUCCCCACCAUGGCCUCCACCACCUCCUCCCUGCAGUCGGCCCUGCAGUCCUCGUCCCUCGCGCUGUCCGCCUCCCGCCGCCGCGCGACCCACGACCUCGUCGUCCACCUGACCCAGCACACGCGCGCCCUGUCGCACCUCCUGCGCGUGCUGGAGGCGAAACACGGGCCCGCCGCCCGCUCCGCCGAGCUCCGCGCCGCCGACGCCGCCCUCGCUGCCCGCGCCUGGGCUCUCGCUACCGAGGCCCUGCUGUGGGACUCCCGCCAGGCCGUCUACCCGCCAGAGGCGAGACGCGCACUCGCCAACUACCGCCGACACUUGGCAGACGCCCGGAUGCGGCUGGGUGAUGCUAUUAGGGUGCGAGAGGCGGAGCUGGAGGAAUACGGGGUCGCUGUCGUUGAGGGGGGGCGGGGCGACGAGGGUAAGGAGCGGACCAUGCGUGAGAUGGCGAGGGUGUGGAGGGAGAUGGAGACGAGGCUUGAGGAGGUCAGGGGUGAUCUGAAUCGUUUAGGUUAG
Messenger RNA from Hypoxylon fragiforme, 1089 nucleotides. RefSeq lists its product as uncharacterized. NCBI's taxonomy places the organism in Eukaryota, Fungi, Ascomycota, Sordariomycetes, Xylariales, Hypoxylaceae. The record is from RefSeq and is a predicted model, not a curated record. The transcript has 2 exons. Bases 1 to 1089 code for a protein of 362 amino acids.